AUGGAGCUUUUAUCAGAUCCACAAAAAGAUAGAUAAGUUGUUAAAGUAAAGCCUCCUCCCCACCGUCAUUUAUCAGAUAUGCUUAUGUGGAAAAAAAAUGGAAAACCUGAUUGGAAAUUAAUAAAAGAUCAUUUAUCAAAAGAAGGAAGAAUACUAAAAGAAAAUUUUAUAAAAUUAAUAUAAGAUUUUAGUAAAAUAAUAAAAAAUGAACCUAACAUAAUAUAAUUAAGCGAUCCAGUUGUAGUAGUAGGAGACAUUCAUGGUUAAUUUUACGAUCUUUUAAAAAUUAUAGAAGUAGGAGGUAGUCCAACAUCAACAAAAUAUAUAUUUUUAGGAGAUUUUGUUGAUAGAGGACAAUUUUCUAUUGAAUGCUUGAUCUUAUUAUACGCAAUUAAAUUAAACUUUUAAUAAACAUUAUUUAUGUUAAGAGGAAAUCACGAAUCGAGAUAAAUGACUACAUAUUUUAAUUUUAGAAGUGAAUGUUUAAGCAAAUAUGAUUAAGAAAUAUAUGAUUUGAUUAUGGAUUCAUUUGAUUUAUUACCUUUAUCAUGUAUUAUAAACGGGAAAUUUUUAGCUUUGCAUGGUGGUAUAUCUCCUGAUCUAAUAACUCUAGAUGACCUUAAAAAAAUUGAUAGGUUCAAAGAACCACCAAAAUAUGGUAUUUUUUGUGACCUUUUAUGGAGUGAUCCUGUAGAUAAUGAUAGAGGAAUAUGCGAAAGCAUUUAUAAAUUUAACGAAGUGCGUGGUUGUUCAUAUUUUUAUGGAGCAUAGGCAGUAAAAAGGUUCCUUUAAGAAAAUAAUUUAAUAUCUCUGAUAAGAGCACAUGAAGCAUAAUUAGAAGGAUAUAAAGUAUUUUAUUUAUAAGUAAAAAAAUAUAUAUUAAUAAAGAUGCAUAAAUGGGAUGAAAGCGAUUUUCCUAUUGUUAUAACUAUUUUUAGUGCACCAAAUUAUUGUGAUGUAUAUAAUAAUAAAGGUGCAAUAAUAAAAUUCGACAAUAAUACAUUAAAUAUUUAAUAAUAUAAUUAUACUGAUCAUCCUUAUCUUUUGCCUAAUUUUAUGGAUGUUUUUAGUUGGAGUAUUCCUUUUGUUCUUGAAAAAGUAUCCGAAAUGUUAUAUUAUAUUGCUAGACCGAAUGAAUCAGAAGAAUAUAUUUAAGAAGAAGAUAUAUAAUUAAAUGAAAAAGAACUACUUUUCUUAAAAAACUUUAAGUUUUAAACAGACGAUAGGCAAAAUAACAACAAUCAAAAUAAUAAUAAUGAUAAAAUUAUAAGAAAUAAAGUAAAGUUUAUUUCUAAAAUGGUAAAUAUUCAAAAAUUAUUAAGAGAAAAAGAUUAAAAUAUAUAACUUUUGAAAACAUAAUAUCCUGAUAAUAAAAUGCCAGCUGGUUUGUUACAAGAAAGUGGUAGUAAUGGAAUUGAAGAUAGUAUAAUUUUAAAAUAUAUUAUUUUUAUUUUUAUUUUUAAAAAAGGACUUUAAUAAUUUGUUGCGGCGUAAAUUGCUGAUAAAAUAAAUGAAAAAAGACCAGAAUUUGGGCCUUAUAUAGUAUAUUAAGAUUGCAUUAAACCUAUAAAAUGA
Molecule: messenger RNA, 1575 nt
Organism: Ichthyophthirius multifiliis
Lineage: Eukaryota; Ciliophora; Oligohymenophorea; Hymenostomatida
Product: ser thr protein phosphatase family protein, putative
Exons: 8
Biological process (GO): calcineurin-mediated signaling
Cellular component (GO): cytoplasm; calcineurin complex
Molecular function (GO): calmodulin-dependent protein phosphatase activity; calmodulin binding
Source: RefSeq, a predicted model, not a curated record